AUGGGUCCUUAUUAUAAACCAUCACCUCAAAAUGAAUUUUUGAAUAAACUAAGGUCUAUAGCUCAAAACAAAUAUUCCAUUUCAAUAAUUGGUAUUGUCAUAACUAUAGUUCUUUUAACAAACUUUAUAAUACAAAUUGUACUUGGUCAACUUUAUAUUCCAAAUUUUUCAAGUGUUCCAAAUACUGAUUUUUUCGACUUGAGAAGUUUUGAAGGUUUACCAGAUGGUUGGCAACAUGAAGAACGCGUCUUAUUUUGUGUUCCUUUAAGAGAUGCUGCUGCUCAUUUACCAAUGUUUUUCGGCCAUAUGAAAAAUUUAUCUUAUCCUCAUAAUUUAAUUGAUUUAUCAUUUUUAGUUAGUGAUAGUACUGAUGAUACUAUGGGUGUAUUGAAAACUCAUUUAAAAGAAAUUCAAAAUGAUCCAAUUAAAUCAAAUAGAUUUGGUGAAAUUGAAAUUUUUGAAAAGGAUUUUGGCCAAGCUAUUGGUCAAGGUUUUAGUGAUCGUCAUGGAUUUGAAGCUCAAGGUCCAAGAAGAAAAUUAAUGGCAAGAGCAAGAAAUUGGUUAUGGACAGUUAGUAUAAAACCUUAUCAUUCUUGGGUUUAUUGGAGAGAUGCUGAUGUUGAAACCGUUCCUAAAACUAUUAUUGAAGAUUUAAUGCAUCAUGGUAAAGAUGUUAUUGUUCCAAAUGUUUGGAGACCUUUACCUGAUUGGUUAGGUAAUCAACAACCAUAUGAUUUAAAUUCAUGGCAAGAAAGUGAAGGAGGUUUACAAUUAGCUAAAACUCUUGGUGAAGAUGCAGUUAUUGUAGAAGGUUAUGUUGAAUAUGCAACUUGGAGACCUCAUUUAGCUUAUUUAAGAGACCCAUAUGGUGAUGAAGAAGUUGAAAUGGAUUUAGAUGGUAUUGGUGGUGUUUCAAUUUUAUCAAGAGCAAAAGUUUUCAGAAGUGGUGCAAAUUUUCCAGCUUUUUCAUUUGAAAAACAUGCAGAAACUGAAGCUUUUGGUAAAUUAUGUAAAAGAAUGGGUUAUUCAGUUGUUGGUUUACCUCAUUAUGUUAUAUGGCAUAUUUAUGAACCAUCUUCUGAUGAUUUAAAACAUAUGGAAUGGAUGGCUAAAGAAGAAGCUAGACAGAUAGAAGAAAGUAAAUUAAAACAAUUUUAUGAUAAAGUUUGGUCUGAAGGUUUUGAAGAUGUUAGAGAUGAUUGGGAAAAUGAUCGUAUUAAUAUCUUCAAAAAUACAGAUACUAAUAAAUUGAAAAAUGUUAAAGUUGAUUGGUCAGAUUCUGAUAAUUUCCAAUAUAAACCACCUUUAGGUAAAGAUAAAGAUAAAGUAUUAGCUGCUUUUGAUCCUCAAGAAGGUAAAUAA
This is a messenger RNA of Hansenula ciferrii, 1362 nucleotides long. It is a transcript of the gene ANP1, whose product is annotated as Anp1p. The transcript has a single exon. Lineage: Eukaryota; Fungi; Ascomycota; Saccharomycetes; Phaffomycetales; Wickerhamomycetaceae. Gene Ontology annotation, molecular function: alpha-1,6-mannosyltransferase activity. The record is from RefSeq and is a predicted model, not a curated record. Gene Ontology annotation, biological process: protein N-linked glycosylation; cell wall mannoprotein biosynthetic process. Bases 1 to 1362 code for a protein of 453 amino acids. Gene Ontology annotation, cellular component: mannan polymerase complex.